AUGAUUCAACAGACUGAUUCCUCACAGCUCGCAAACUGUGAUCACAUUCCUGUCAUUGAUUUAUCUAGCAUCGACAGUGCAUCUCUCGAGGGACGCCAGAAGCUCGCUCAAACCAUUUUUGAGGCUUGCACGCAGGUUGGAUUCUUCUACAUCAAGAAUCAUGGUAUUCCAGAUUCCCUGGUGGACGGAAUCCAUGAUGCAGCGGCACGUUUCUUCGACCUUCCGGAGGAGGACAAGAUGAAAUUCUACAUUGGAAAUUCCCAGAAAUUUCGCGGAUACAGCCCGAUAGGCGGCGAAAAGUCCACCGGCACCGAAGACGAUCCCAUCCCGGAGGAAAAAGCAGUCGGCGUCCUUUCAGAGGCAUUUGACAUUGGUUAUGAAGUCGCUAUGGACUCCAGCAAGUCUAAAGACGCUCUUCUUCCUUCAGACCCUUAUGAACUCUAUGGCGACAACCAGUGGCCAGAUGAGGAGACACUAUCCGGAUUCUCUGAGAUGUAUAUCAAAUAUUGCGUUUCAGCCCUGGAUCUUUGCCGCAAGAUGAUGAAGAUAUUUGCGCUUGCACUUGGAUUGCCUGAAACAUACUUUGAUUCUAGUAUCCGUACGCCAGGAGUGACGUCGAGGAUGAUGCAUUACCCCGCCCAGCCGGUAGCCGGGGAAGUGCAAGAAGGACUUGGAGCGCACACGGAUUGGGAAUGCUUUACGGUACUCUCUCAGGGAAAAGUUCCCGGCCUCGAAGUUCUCAAUCACAAGGGUGACUGGAUUCUGGCACCCCCUAUUCCAGGCACACUAGUUGUUAAUAUCGCCGACUGUUUGUCUACUUGGACCAACAAAACUUUCAAGUCAACAAUUCACCGCGUGAAUAAUCUCUCAGGAGAAGAACGAUAUUCAAUUCCUUUCUUCUUUGGCGUUGACUACGACGCCACAGUCUCUGUUUUGGAGAAAUAUACGUCAAGCGAGAGUCCCCCUUGUAGACCACCCUUCAAAGCUGGGGAUUGGGUCCGUGAGAAGCUUUCAAGGGCCUAUGUGGGCUUUGAAGGCUAG
Molecule: messenger RNA, 1041 nt
Organism: Penicillium subrubescens
Lineage: Eukaryota; Fungi; Ascomycota; Eurotiomycetes; Eurotiales; Aspergillaceae
Product: isopenicillin N synthase family dioxygenase
Exons: 6
Coding region: 1-1041 (346 amino acids)
Molecular function (GO): dioxygenase activity
Source: RefSeq, a predicted model, not a curated record